UGUCAGUUUCCGUUUGACAGUUUCAUGGUAAAAUUAAAUAUUUUUCGAGACGCUAAUCAUGAUUAAAUUCAACAUUGAUAUAAAUGUGGUUUGUUAAACACCAUCAAAUUAAGUAGCGGCGUAUCUAAAUUAAUAUAUUGAACACAAUGUUACCCGGCAUAGGAGUUUUUGGCACUGGUGCCAUAGCAAAAGUUUUAGUACCUUUCCUUAGAGAAAAAGGAUUUGCUGUUGAAGCUAUUUGGGGAAUAACUUUGCAAGAAGCAGAACUUGCUGCUAAGGAGCUUAAAAUCCCAUUCUUCACAAACAAAAUAGAUGAUGUACUACUGAAGAAAAAUGUCAAUUUAGUGUUUAUAGUAUGUGCACCAAAUUUGCACGCUCAAAUAUCGGUCAAAGCGUUAGGUAUAGGAAAACAUGUUGUCUGUGAUAAACCUGCUGGACUCUGUCAAGCGGAAGCAUUGAAAAUGGUUAGAGCAGCCCAAUACUACCCCACGCUGAUAUCUAUAGUUAACCAUUCCCUUAGAUUUUUGCCUGCAUUUAGUCAUAUGAAAAAAUGUAUUCAAGAUGGUUAUUUAGGAAAUCCUGAUGAACUUACACUUAUUGAUGUCAGAGUCCAAAUGGGACCGUUAGUUGGAGAUACAUAUAAUUGGUUAUGUGAUGAUACAAUGGGUGGUGGAACACUUACCUUAGUUGGAAGUCAUGUUAUAGAUUUAGUGAGUUUUCUCACAGGUCAAAAAGUGGACAAAGUUCAUGGAGUGCUUAGAACUUUUGUUGAAGAAACUUCUAAAGUGAAUGGUAUUCGAAAAAUUACUGCACCAGAUUUCUGUUCAUUCCAAUUGCAGAUGGAGAAGGGAUUAUUAGUAACCGCAACACUUAACAACCAUUUACCUGGGCCUUGUUUCAAUCAAGAAAUCUAUGUUUGUAGUAAGAAAGGAUACUUAGUUGUCAGAGGAGGUGAUUUGCACGGUAAACUCCACAAAACUUCUCACAUAAUUCCGGAAGAAGAUGGAAAACGUCUACAUGAGAAGGAAGAUGUAAUCUAUGUAGACAUUGAAGAUUUAAGCUGUGCUUCUUCUAGUGUAGUCCCCAAACCAUAUAUUAAAGGUUUAUGUAAACUGAUAAGUGCUUUAAAAGAAGCAUUUUUGCCAGUGAAAGAACAAAUGGAUUGGGUAAAAGAACCAGUUAAAGCUGCAGCUACCUUUGAAGAUGGUCAGAGAGUACAAGCUACAAUGGAAGCCUUGCGUCAGUCAAAUGAAGAUGGACGUUGGAUGUCUGUUCACCUUCUCACAGAACCACCAGAUCCUAACCCAGCUUUAUCGGCUGCAGUGAGACGAACUGCCAUAUCUUUACAAUAAACAAAUAGAUGAAAAUGCUUAUAAUGUAUGCCAUUACAUGUACCUUUGACAUAGUUUUAAGUAUCUAGUGUUAAUAAUGGCUAUAUUUUUAAAAAAUUGUUUUAAUCUGGAUGAUACUAUUAACUUGCUAAUAGUAAAUAUUUAUCAUCAAAAGAAGAUAUAGGUUUAUUAGAAAAUUUGAACUUAAUAUUUAUGUUGUGAAAAAAAAUGUCAUAAUUGUGACUGACUGUGACCUAUAAGAUCUAUUGUGACUUGUCAUAAUGAGUACAUAUUUCAAUGACAGAUGCCUGAGAUUGAACUCUGCAAUAGUUAACAAAUAAUUGUCAUAAUUAUGUAAUGUUCAUUAUGAUGAUCUAACAUUGGUGAUACGUAAGUUAUUAGGUAGGUAAAAUUUGACUUCAACAAAAUUCUAAAUAUUAACUUGGACUUCCACUACCAUCAUAUAAAAAGCAGAGUUUAUAAAAUACUAAAUUAUGAAGUAAUCUGAGCGAAACACUGGAUUCAGGCAAAAUCCAAAAGGAUAACGCCAUUAAUUAAAAAGAAGAAGAAGACAAGGUUCAUCUCGUGCAUUUGAGACACUAGAAUAAUUUGUGUGUUUUAUCUGUAGAUAAUAAAUAUUACAUAUUAGAAAUAUGUUUUUUAAAUUGUGACUUAAAAAAAAUGCAUUGUCAUUCACAUAAUAAUUUAACAGAUUUUGUACUCAAACUACUAACAUUCUUAUUAGAAACUACCAAAAAUCAUUAAUUAAACCCAAAUCUAUUAAAAAUACAGUUAACCACUACUCAAACUUACCACAGAAUUCGAAUUGUACUAAUUAAUAUUUAUUGAUAAACUGUGAGAAAACCUACUAAAUAAAUUCAUGUAUGUAAAAAUAAAAUAUUAAUGUAAAUAAAUGAUUAAUAAAAUCUGCUGUUGAAUAUAGUAUAGCAUACUUGCCAUUUAAUAUUAUUUGACACUUAAAUUGAUAUAUGUAGUUCUAAUUUUAGUUGUGAAAGACAUUUUGCAAACUAUACUGAAAUCUCAUUAAAUUGUGAUGUAAUUUCUCCAAGAGGUUAUAAAUGACCAUCUUAUGUACAAAUAGCUAUGUAAUGCACUUUUAUAUGUUUAAUAAAGUUU
Messenger RNA from Diatraea saccharalis (sugarcane borer), 2468 nucleotides. NCBI's taxonomy places the organism in Eukaryota, Metazoa, Arthropoda, Insecta, Lepidoptera, Crambidae. The record is from the annotation of a GenBank genome assembly.